Lates calcarifer (barramundi perch) is the source of this 2509-nucleotide messenger RNA. RefSeq names its product pre-mRNA processing factor 19 (gene prpf19). Gene Ontology annotation, cellular component: U2-type catalytic step 1 spliceosome; cytoplasm; Prp19 complex. Gene Ontology annotation, biological process: mRNA splicing, via spliceosome; DNA repair; protein ubiquitination. Gene Ontology annotation, molecular function: protein binding; ubiquitin protein ligase activity. The transcript is spliced from 16 exons. NCBI's taxonomy places the organism in Eukaryota, Metazoa, Chordata, Actinopteri, Centropomidae. The record is from RefSeq and is a predicted model, not a curated record. The coding region runs from base 176 to 1693 and encodes 505 amino acids.
AGCCUGGCAGCGUAGAAGAAGAAGAAGCCCCGGUUGUAGCGGCAAUGAAAGGACAGCGUGCCACUUCCAAUUUGAGCAAAACAUAAGUAAAGUGUACCUGAGCGGUAAUAACUACCUAAGAAAAGGGCGAGCAUUAUUCAUUUUCAGAAGAAAUUCUUAGGACUGCGUCGGGAGGAUGUCUCUGGUUUGUGCAAUCUCCAACGAGGUGCCGGAGCACCCGUGCGUCUCUCCGGUGUCCAACCAGGUGUUUGAGCGCAGGCUGAUCGAGAAGUACAUCGCGGAGAAUGGGACGGAUCCGAUGAAUGGACAACCGCUGUCUGAGGAGCAGCUCGUAGAUAUCAAAGUGUCCCAUCCUAUUAGACCAAAGGCACCAUCAGCAACAAGCAUUCCUGCCAUUCUUAAGUCCCUUCAAGAUGAGUGGGAUGCUGUUAUGCUUCAUAGCUUCACCUUGCGGCAGCAGCUGCAGACUACUCGCCAGGAACUGUCGCACGCCCUCUACCAGCAUGAUGCCGCCUGCAGAGUCAUCGCUCGACUCACCAAAGAGGUCACUGCUGCGAGAGAAGCUCUUGCCACACUCAAACCCCAAGCUGGAUUGGUUGCCCCUCAGGCAGUUCCCGCCUCUCAGCCAGCUGCAGCAGGUGCUGGUGGAGAGCCUAUGGAGAUUAGUGAACAGGUGGGAAUGACCCCCGAGAUCAUCCAGAAGCUCCAAGACAAAGCGACUAUUCUCACCACAGAGAGAAAGAAGAGAGGAAAGACUGUUCCAGAGGAGCUGGUUAGAGCUGAGGAUCUCAGCAAAUACCGCCAGGUGGCCUCCCAUGCUGGUCUUCAUAGUGCCAGUGUUCCUGGUAUUCUGGCUCUGGAUCUGUGUCCCUCAGACACCAACAAAGUGCUUACCGGCGGAGCUGAUAAGAACGUUGUGGUGUUUGACAAGAAUGAGGAGCAGAUUGUGGCAACACUCAAGGGUCACACGAAGAAGGUCACCUCUGUCAUUUACCAUCCAUCUCAGUCUGUGGUCUUCUCUGCAUCUCCAGACACCACCAUCCGUGUGUGGUCUGUCACUGGAGGAAACUGUGUCCAGGUGGUCCGUGCUCACGAGGCAGGUGUCACUGGACUCUCCCUACAUGCUACUGGAGACUACCUGCUCAGCUCCUCUGAAGAUCAGUACUGGGCCUUCUCUGACAUCCAGACUGGUAGAGUCCUCACCAAAGUCACUGAUGAAAGUGCUGGCUGUGCUCUCACCUGUGCUCAGUUCCACCCUGAUGGUCUCAUUUUUGGCACUGGUACGGCUGACUCCCAAAUUAAGAUUUGGGAUCUGAAGGAGCGCACUAAUGUGGCCAACUUCCCUGGCCACUCUGGCCCCGUCACCUCCAUUGCUUUCUCUGAGAACGGAUACUAUCUGGCCACAGGUGCCCAGGAUAGCUCGCUGAAACUGUGGGAUCUGAGGAAGCUGAAGAACUUCAAGACAAUCACUCUGGACAACAACUAUGAGGUGAAGUCCCUUGUGUUUGAUCAGAGUGGUACCUACCUGGCUGUAGGAGGGUCUGACAUUCGUGUCUACAUCUGCAAACAGUGGUCUGAGGUCCUCAACUUCACAGACCAUACAGGAUUGGUGACUGGAGUGGCCUUUGGAGAGAACGCUCAGUUCCUGACCUCUGCAGGAAUGGAUAGAAGCCUCAAAUUCUACAGUUUGUAGAAAAACAUACAUUCAGGAGGGAAGGAGAACAAAAAAGUGAGGGGUGGUGGUGGAGAGGUCUCUGUCUGAGCAGUGACUAUCCUGGACACAGACUUAGCAUAGACCUGUAAUUUUUAGAAAAAGAAGAAAAAAAAUCAGUGCUAACUUUGCUUCUUUAGUGUGUUAGUUGUCAUGUCCAGGAAAGAGAUCCAGUGAAAUUAUCUGCUAAUUGAAACCACAGCAGCAUGGCUAAGAUAACAACAUGUGUGUUGGCAUUGAAAUUAUAAAUGAUGUUAAAUGAGAUGCAGAAGUCAGUGUAAUGUUCCUAUCUGAUUUGCCAGCAAUUAUGAUUUUACUGUAGUAUUUUUUUUGUGUGUGUGUGUAUCAGGGGAGGGUGGGGUCAAAAAUUGCUUGUGAUACAGCUCCAGUGUUGUAGCACACUGUUGGGAACUGUACGUGGUGUGACAACAAUCUGCUUUGCUUUUAAUUUAGACCAGCUUCAUUACAGUAACUUUAGAGUAAGAUGAAAAUAAUCUGUAGUGAUGCAGACGUACAGCAAGCAGAAGAUGACCAGGUGUAUGAGACUUAUUUUCCUCUGUGACAAAUAUUGUGUUGUUUAAGCGCCUCUCAUUUGCAUUUCCUGUUUCAAUUGUUCCAUUUAUACUUAUGUCUUUUUAUCCAAUUGUAUAUUUCUCCUUACUCCCUAUUUUACCUGUUGCACCGCUGCCCUUUUACAAUAAAAUAAAAUAUCUUUUGUAUUGCCAUACAUGUGUUUGUCAGAUUAAAACUAAGGGCACUGUUGGGGCAUCUGAAAAAAAUAAAAUAAUUUCCCACUGA